GUUACGGAUACGGCAGCAAGUUAGUACACCUGGACGCUCACCUUGCUGUAGGAAAGACUGUAAACUAGAGCACAUUAUACCACAGCAUGCGUUGAACCUACAGGCAUUUACGUCUUGGACCCUGACAGCGAUCGCCCACCACCAUACGCCACCUGGAAGCGCGAUACGAACAGAACUGCAUGCGCUAGCAGGCCACGCUUAGGUACAGGUCCUGUGUUCCUUCUAUUUCUCGACAAGCUCACAUUGGAAUUCCUGGCAAGCACAGUCUGUGAAGUUACAUCGUCGCUGCCAUGGCAACCUCCUUCCACACUACGUAAACAAGCACCACACUGUCAGCGCUUGCGUAGCAUACAACACUAGUACUGCCAAAGAGGGCUCCGGUCGAGCGGCGCUGGGCUUCGUCGGCAGUUUCCCCGGCUUACAAACAUACGUGCACGUUGACAACGAAAGAAUGCUGCAACCGUGUAUGAAGUCACCUAAAUAAGAGACAGGUAUUAAAACCGGACACCGCAGGAGGAGAGGCCCUACUUUCCAUACAAUCUCCAGGACCACAAGACGACCAUUAAAAGACAGCCCAUGGAUCCUUGGCGAGGCCAUGUUGGCCUUGCCCUAGCCGUCUUGUAUGCGAUCCUCCAGCUUUUGCAACCAGGGCUGGCGCAAUACCGGCCCGCGCUACCGCCUAUCGCGGGCUACCUAGAUUACAAGCCGGUAUUCUUGGAUCUUAUAAGGAAGUCCGCACUUUCCUCUAGCAUUGAGAAAAUGGGAGCGUCGUACCAGACUUCCAUCGUGCAAGGCUUCCCGCCGCCCAUAUCCCUGGACGUCAACACUCACGUCAUGAUGACCAACACGCUGCAGAGCUACCCAGCGGAGACCCUCAACUUGUUGGUCAGUCUGGUGGACCAGCCGGGCCGCAUGCUGGUGCUGGUGGCGGCGCCCGACACCAACCCAGACUACAACGAGCUGCUCGCCCCCUUCCUGGGCGAUGAUCCGGGCUGCGACUGGACCAACAUGACGCGCGCUGCGGGGCUGCUGUACAGCAUUGCCAACGUGCCCGCAUCGCUGGCCGCCGCCACCAGUGACAUCGGUAUCCUGGGCUUCCACUGCGGCCUGGGCACCCCAUGGUACCAAACCAGCGCUGGCAAGGGCCCUGUCUACUUGUUUGACACGCCAGGCGGCGGCUGGGUGAAGAUCAUAGGCUUCGACUGGGGAGCUUCCAGCCGGGUGGCGGACUACGAGAGGCUGCUGCUCGUCGCUCCACCUCUCCCACCCGCUCCUCCGCCGCCGCAGUUGCCGCCACCGCAGCUGCCGCCCCCACCGCCCGGCAACCCCAAGCCGCCCCCGCGGCCCCGGCCCCCGCCGCAACCGCCGCCGCCUCGUCCGUCGCCGCCUCCCUCUCCGCCGUCCUCGCCGCCCCCGCCGCCGUCGCCACCUCCACCCCCUCCGGAGCCUGUUCCCGACGGUCAAAUCAUCGCGCUGCAGGACCAGCGUUUCCCCAGCGACGUGCUGCGCAAGGCCUUCAUGCUGGUCACUCUGUACCAGAUGGUUGGGCAGAGCAACACCGCCUCGCGUGUCGCCCCCGGCAUUGCCCCCCUCCAUGUGGUGUACGACAACACCCUCACAGCGAUGUCCAGCAGCGAUCAGACGACGCUACGCAACAUGGUGGCUGCCGGCAAGACGUUGCUCACCGUCGUGGUGACCAAGGAGACGGCGGCAACCGACCUGGCAGCCUUGAUUGCGUCCAUGGCCGGGGUCAGCGGCGCUACUUGCAGCAAGCGGCUGCUCUCCUCCUCCGACUCCCUCACCGCCGUCACUGGCUCCCAGUACAGUGGAGUCAUGAAGGUGCCCGUCUUCCCCGCCGACAUGACGCCUCUAUCCAAUACAGUCGCUUUCGACUGCGGCGUGGGUCAGCGGGUCCUGGCAGUUGACGGCGAGGGCAGCGAGGGUGUCAUCUGGGAGAUCAGCGUAGGCGCCGGAGUGCUGCGGCUGGUUGGCUACGACUUCGCCUCCCACGGCUUCACGGGUGUGACCGGCUCCAGCGGCGUGCCUCCUGAAGAUCGCCUCCUGGGCACUUGCUCCCUCGCAGUCACCUACCCGCAGAGCAUGUUGGGAGGCGACAGCGCCGCCACACGCAUGCCGCCACCGUCCCCCCCGCCACCACCGCCACCGUCCCCGCCACCACCGCCACCGCCGUCCCCGCCACCGCCUGCAAAAUCCCCGCCGCCACCGUCCCCGCCGCCACCGUCCCCGCCACCACCGUCCCCGCCGCCGCCGUCCCCGCCACCGCCGGUCAAGUCCCCUCCACCGUCUCCCCCACCUCCGGUCAAAUCCCCGCCACCCUCUUCGCCUCUCUCCUCUCCUCCCCCUCCACCUCCCCAACUACCUCCCCCACCACCGCCAAGAAUCCCACCGCCCCCACCACCGCUUCCACGACCGCCGCCGUCGCCAACAAAGUCCCCGCCUCCUAAACCCAAACCACCACCACCUGCCAAAUCUCCCCCGCCUUCUCCUCCCCGGCCGCCGCCGCCACCGCCGUCUCCCCCCCCACCGCCGCCGCCUCCUCCCCCGCCGCCACCCACCAUUCCCCCGCCGCCACCUCCCGAUCGUCACGUUGUCGUUCUGUCUGACGUUGUACAACUCGAAGACCAAUGGACGAAGGACAUGUUCAUGGACGGUGUCCAGGCGGCCGGGCGCUCCAUCCUGCGCUCCACCAUUCCCCUGGGCGGCGUCCCAGUGCAUGUGGCGUACGACACAACCCUCGCUCAGAUGGAUGCGUCGGCCAUGGCCUUGUUGAUUACGUUGGUACGCUCCGGCAGCACCGUGCUGAGUGUGGUCACGACGGCCGCGGUGAACGACGUCCUGCUCACGGACCUGCUCACAAACAUCACGGGUAACGGCGGCCUGCAGUGCUGGACGGGACCGGUGGCCCGGGGCACGGCAAUCAAGCGUUUCCUCGCAGUUAAUGGCAACAUGAACUCCACCGGCUGGAUAGCGCAGGAUUUCACCCAAUACGUCAGGUGUAACACAGGGUUCGCUGUGUUCUCGGUCAAGGGCAGCAGCAACCAGGGAGUGGUUCGCGAGUUUGCCACCAAGGGUGGCGGCUUGGUGCGUGCCAUUGGUUAUAACUUUGCAUCGGGUGGUCGCGGCAAGAACCGCAAGCCAGUCACCGAAUUGGCCCUUUAUCCUGCGCGGCUGGUUGCAACAGCCGCCGGCAGGAGGUAAAAAGCGCUGGAUGGAUUGGUGGAUGUAGCAGCCGCAGCCACCUUUUUAAGCUGCCGCACAGGCAGUUGCACGCGACAAAACGGUUUUCGGUGAACGGCCUGUCACUUUAUGGUCGUACUUGUGCUCGACAGCUGUCGAAAGGCAUGCAUGUUACGGACAGAUUCACGGCCUUUUCAGUUUGCAAAUGUGCUUGCAAUUGGUUUACGGUUGCUUAUGGGCGGCUGUGGUAUGAUGCGUUUUAUGGCUAAUUCAUAGCACGACAGUUUCCAUGAAAGAACUGCUCAGGAGGUGUGCAACGGAC
Molecule: messenger RNA, 3520 nt
Organism: Astrephomene gubernaculifera
Lineage: Eukaryota; Viridiplantae; Chlorophyta; Chlorophyceae; Chlamydomonadales; Astrephomenaceae
Source: the annotation of a GenBank genome assembly